UUUACACUACAAUCCGUGGUUGACUUAAAAUAGUAAUUUUUUGAAAUUUAUUCUAUUUUUCAAGUUCAAAAGCUAUUAUUGCGGUUGCACAUUUAUAUUUUUCCAAAGUUAAAUACUUUAAUGGAAUAUUCGUAGUACUACGGAAUUGUGCUUACGGAAUGGAGAAACACACUUUCAUUCUACCUAUGCUCCAGCCAGAACGUCAGAAUAUACUGGAAUUUCCGAAUGCCUACAACAAGAUCGCUACGCCUUAUACAACUGGUGCAGACUUUUCAAAACCCACACGUAACUUUCUGGAGAGAAUUCAAGGAAAUUUGAAACUACGUCCUUGCAAGAUCAUUUUGGUUGGCGAUGUUGCAGUUGGGAAAACUACUAUCGUACAUAGAUUUUGCUAUGAUAAAUUUCAGUACAACUAUAAAGCAACAAUUGGCGUUGAUUUCGAAAUAGAAAAUUUUACAAUUUUGGGUCAAAACUUUUGUCUGGAAAUGUGGGAUACUGCAGGGCAAGAACGUUUUAAAUGUAUCGCACAGGCUUAUUAUCGAAAUGCGAAUGUUAUAAUUGUUGUAUUCGACAUGUCCAAAGAUGAAACUUUAAAAUCCACACCUACUUGGCUUAAGAGUGCUUUAGCUGCAAAUGUGAAUUCCAGAGAAAAGCCUUUAAUAUUUUUAGUUGGUACAAAGUCCGAUUUACUGAAUAAAGAAGAAUUUAUGCGUGUGGAAAAAUCAGCGAUAAAAGUUGCGGAAUGUGUCCAGGCAGAAUAUUGGUCAGUUUCUGCUCGUACAGGUUUUAAUGUAGUUAAUUUUUUUCAACGUGUGGCUUCAUUGUCUUUUGAAGCAUUUAUAAAAUAUGCGGCACUUGAAAAACAAUAUAUCGAUGCAACU
This is a messenger RNA of Teleopsis dalmanni, 881 nucleotides long. It is a transcript of the gene RabX5, whose product is annotated as ras-related protein Rab-34. The record is from RefSeq and is a predicted model, not a curated record. The transcript has 5 exons. Gene Ontology annotation, molecular function: GTP binding; GTPase activity. The annotation marks the transcript as partial. Lineage: Eukaryota; Metazoa; Arthropoda; Insecta; Diptera; Diopsidae.